Messenger RNA from Dendronephthya gigantea, 2607 nucleotides. RefSeq names its product RUN domain-containing protein 1-like. NCBI's taxonomy places the organism in Eukaryota, Metazoa, Cnidaria, Anthozoa, Malacalcyonacea, Nephtheidae. The record is from RefSeq and is a predicted model, not a curated record. The transcript has 21 exons. Bases 61 to 2061 code for a protein of 666 amino acids.
AUUUCAAAACAUGAUCAAUGAUCAUCGAAGAAAGAACAAAAUAAAGCUUAUCUAGACGGUAUGGCUGAGUUAGUCGGCGAAGAUGGGCGAAAUUUUCCAAGAAAACCCAUUGGCGAGCGACGGCCACCUUUAGGAGCAGCUUCAAAUGAAGUGACACAGGAAUCUAGUGAACGGCCUUCUAGGUCAGAUUCAGAACUGUUGAAGAAACUUGAAGCGGAGCAUGAACAAUUAAAUUCUUCCCUGUUGGCGUUAACGACCCAUUUUGCACAGGUUCAGUUCCGGCUAAAGCAAGUUGUUGCAGCCCCAAAGCCGGAGCAAGAGAACUUGCUGCAAAGUUUGGAGAAGUUUGCAUUUGAAGGAAUUCCUGACGUGGAUGGAGCCAAACCGUCUGUGACAAAACACAAGAGAAAAGCUUCUGUCAAAGGAUAUGAAAAGAGACUUCAGGAACAAAAACAAAAGCAAGAAAAAUUAAUAACGCAAUUGAGAAAACAGUUGGAAGAAAUGGAGGCUGCAGUUGUUAAGGGUGCAAGCGAUACAACAGAUAGUCCUCAGAAGUUAAUUGAAAAACAAAAAUUACUUUUAGCACAACUAAGUUUACAAGAAAGAGAAGCAAGCUCUAGCCGAAGAAACAAGGAAGAUGUUAUAAAUGAUAAAAUCCCUAAGGAACAAGUUAUUCAACAGAUUACAAAACAGAUCAUGGAUCUUGAAAAGUUUAUAAAGCUUCUGCAAGGUGAAACGGGUAUGAAUUCAAAAAGAUGUUCAAAGUGUACAAACUGUUCAUGUGAUCACGACCAGGGGGGUGAGACUUCAUCGUCAUCGUCAUCCCGUAUUGCAGAAAAACAGAAGAAAAAGAAAAAGGCUAAUUUGCAAACUGCCUUAAAGCAAUCACCCUUAUUGAACACUCGCAAGGCACAGCCGCCAAAGUCGAGAGUGGAAAGGGAGGAGCCCUGGAAUGAGAGCCUGGGCGUGAACUACACCGUUGAUAACUUUGGUAUCAUUGAUGACAGUGACUCGGGAAACGACGUCGCCUGCUGUAUCUUGCCUAAGCACGCGCAUGUGCCCGGCCAGGCUUUGCCGCACGAGGAAUCUCCGGAAACUGGGGAGAGCAACCAGCGGAUUAAAGAAGCAAGUUUGGAGAUCAUCAAAAGAGCGUUAGCUAUUUUACAAAUAUUUGCAAUAAGUCAAUUCGGAUGUGCUGGUCAACAUCUUCAAGAUCAACUAAUUCAUAAGGCAAUGCAGACCGCUGUUCCGCCCUAUGAAAAUUUAAUACGAAGUCUGCGGACAUCAGUAGAAAAUGUGCUGACGCAGCAAGCUAAAGUAUUAGAGGAGAUUGGUAUCUAUCCCCGUGGGAUGAACUCUGGGACAAUGUCCAGGACAUCCCGAAGUGGUUCCAUUAGUUCCUUAGUAUCCACGAUGUCCUCUGUCGGUGACGGCUCUGGUGAAUUUACCCAGACUGAGGCGGAGUUGAUUCGCUCCAUAAGAAGGGAAUUUUCAAACUGUCUCAGAGAUCUGUUUGAACAUGGUCUGGAACGCAACCCAGACUACUCCUUAAUUUCAGCCCGAAGUCUCGUCAACUGCAUUAUGCCCGCCGGGACAUCACCACAGCAACAAAACAUGCACGCAUGGGAUAUUUUCAUGGCAUUUUAUCAUUUGAAGCAUGGUAGCGAAUAUAAUUCAGCAGUUCCGCGCAAAUUGUCUGAGUCGUUUGGCAUUGAUGUUUCUGGUGCGUCGGCCGUGACUUCUAAGCAGACGUUAUUAAGGACGAUUCAUUUUAUCAAAUCAACACAUGAACGAUGUAAAAGAAGUAAAGAAUCUAUGUUUCGAGGUUUAGUUUCAGCUGGUCUGAAUCAAAAGAAAUUGUCCUUAUGGUGUCGGCAGAUAGUGAAAUGUGGUAGUUUAGUUGACGAAUUUUAUCAACCAUGGUCGUGUGUCGUAAAAACCGGAUUUGAAGAUGUCCUGGACAUUAUAGAAAGACUAACUCCGCUAGACUUCUGUCUGCCCGAAGACCUAGCAAUUAGACACUUAACCAGAGCGAAUGAGGCGUUUGGUGAUAACUAUUGAUGUAUGUUACAGUAUAUUCAAAGCAGGAGAUAUUUAUGUUCGAGAAGUCGCACAAAUUCGUCCAUUAACAAGACUUUGGGGUCUGUGAUAUCAGCAAGGCGUGGGCGGCUGGCUAUGCUGAAAAAGUACUGUAAAAUAAUUGCUAACGGUUAGCACAAAGAAUGGGUGCAUUAUUCAAGAUGGCGUCGCGAUGCCGACGUCAUUUAAAACACACAAAUUUCCUCUGACAAAUUUCGAAGUGGUUCAAUUUCACAAUCGCGGAUAAUUUUUUCUCAAGUGGCUUGGCUUCGACUUGGGGCAACAACAGGACAUUGGAACCACGGCAGUUAGAAAGAAAUUAGAAAUACCAAGCUAUUUUCCUGACAAGCGUUCCAAAAAUAUAGUGUUGAAUGAAAACUUUCACCCUUCAUCUAACGUGCUAAUAACGAAAUUUAACAGUUUAACAAAGACGCGUUUCAAUAAUCCCAUAUUUUAUUCCAAAUCAAAUCUUACUUGAACAAGAGGAAAUUUAAGAUAGACUUUUGAUUUGCAAUCGACUGUAUAAUA